CCUCCCCCCCAGACGGAGAUCAUGCGGAAUGAGUUCGAGCGCCUGGCGGCCCGGCAGCCCCUGGAGCUGCUCAGCAUGAAGAGGUACGAGCUGCCAGCCCCGUCCUCGGGGCAGAAGAACGACAUCACGGCGUGGCAGGAGUGCGUGAACAACUCCAUGGCCCAGCUGGAGCACCAGGCCGUGCGCAUCGAGAACCUGGAGCUCAUGUCCCAGCACGGCUGCAACGCCUGGAAGGUGUACAACGAACACCUGGUUCAUAUGAUAGAACAAGCCCAGAAAGAGCUUCAGAAGUUGAGGUGAGUCAUUCAUGUUUCCACGCUGAAAUUGGAUUCCUACUGAAAUUCUUCUCCCAAGCUUUACAAAGACUGGUGUAUGUGCUGCUGCCAUGAUCACAGGAAAAAAGACUCAGUGAUAUCAAUAAUUAAGAAAUGUGACCCUGCCCUCCCCAAGCAGUUACAUUCAUAAUGCCUGUUCUACUCAAAAUUCUGUGUUUCAUUUGGUUUGGUUGGCUUUAUCUUAUGUCUGAACUUCUGCU
Molecule: messenger RNA, 535 nt
Organism: Lepidothrix coronata (blue-crowned manakin)
Lineage: Eukaryota; Metazoa; Chordata; Aves; Passeriformes; Pipridae
Gene: BCAS2
Product: breast carcinoma amplified sequence 2
Exons: 3
Biological process (GO): mRNA processing
Cellular component (GO): catalytic step 2 spliceosome; Prp19 complex; precatalytic spliceosome
Source: RefSeq, a predicted model, not a curated record